AUGGCAGCAUGCGAAAACGUUUUGCAAACAUGUGAUCCAAGUUUGACUCCAGUCGCAGCUAACAGAUCGGAUACUUUUACAUCAAGGAUAGCUAUCGACUCAUCUGGACAGGUCGGUUCGUUCUAUGAUGCAUAUAACGAUCGAGUACUAUCUGAUUCAAAUAAAAUUGCCGCUGAAAAACGAACUGCUUCAACGAAAAGACCAGAAUGUAUCUGGCAAUCAGUCAAUCUCGAUAAACCUUACAAUCUUUUAAAACAGAUGAAUAUGAAUGACGAACAACGAUUGAAUAUUGCAUUACAAAUGACAGAACCAAGUGGAAUCGGCGCAUUAAUCAAUUAUACUGGUCGAAUCGAUAAAUAUACUCGCUUUCUCCGCUACACGUACUAUAGUAGGACGGAUUACUUGCCAGAUAAUUUAUUUAAUUCACUCAAUAGAACCGAACUACAAAGAGCAGAUGCUCAGGCUACCCAUAUGAUUGUAUUAGUGAAUUGGGGCAUCGGCGCGGUUGCUGUUUUACAACUGCCUUCUGAUGACCAACAAACUGAAGGAAGCGAGUACGCCCUUCAAAAAAUAUGUAAUUCCUUGAGCGAUGAUUGCAGUGGAUUGAACCUUUCCAACGAAGACGAAGCCUUUCUCAAAAAAAUUUAUUGUACGAAAGUCUUCUCAAACAUAUCGAAACUCACUGAAAUCAAUUCGAUAAUUGAAUUUCAUGACAAUAUUCAAUUAUUAAAGUCGAAUGGCGAUUCUCUCAGACCUUAUAAUUAUAAUCUUUAUCCCAUUGAAACUUCUUAUAUUACGAAUAAUGGACUACAAUUUAAAUUAAUUGAAUUUCCAAAAGGCAGCAUACUUAAAAUCGAAUCUUAUUUAUUGCCAUUGAUACUCAAAUUCAACUGGUUAAACAAAAAUAUGCAUCAGGAUUUUCAAAAUGUACGCCAGCAUCUAAAAAACGAACAUAAGAAAAUACUCACAGGUUGGGAAGACUCGGAAAAGAUGUACGAACUUGAAAUUAAUCGGAUCAGAAAAUUACUUGAAGCUUUCCGUCGGGGUGAGAUUGAUGAGAAAACAUUUCGCCAAGACAUACAGCAAGAUCAAACCACAAAGCUUAGUUAUAUCCUAAGCAAUGAUAUUGAAGGUGUGAAAAAAAUGAUGAAAAAAGAAAGUCUUAUCAAAUCUCUCUUAAUUGAAGAAUUCAUUUACACGAAUGCUAAAGAUCAAGGCAUAGAAAAAAACGACGAUAUACAAACUCUUGAACGUAAGCUGUUGAAAGACGUUGGGUGUGUGCGUCUGAUCUGCUCUAAUGAUAAUUUAUAUGCAAAAAAUCAAACACAGUGGUGUGAACAUCGUGAGCAGAUGCUUAAAGAACGUAAGGGAAACAAAAAUAUACAAUUGGUCUACGCUGAUUUCUCCUAUUGCUCGUACGAGUUGAAUGAGUUUAUAACGCUACCAAGGACUGAAGAAACGAAAACAGUAACUACUCCACCGCCAAAGAAAAAAUUAACAUUGCAAAAAGCAACAUGCGAUGAGAGUAUUAAUAUUUUACUUCUUGGUGAAUCAGGAGUAGGUAAAUCUACUUUCAUUAAUGCUCUCGUUAACUAUCUGAAAUUCGACAAUCUUAUGCAAGCGACGAAGAAUCUGACGGUACUCAUCCCUGUUUCCUUCACAAUUGCGAUGGGUGAUAAUUUUACAGAACAUGCAAUCAAGCAUGAUGGAGAGGAUACUGUAAGCAAUGAAGAUCACCAUGAUCUUGGUAAAUCAAUAACUCAACAUUGCAAAUCAUACGUCUUUACUCUUCAAGACGGCAAAAGUCGUGGGCAAAAACUGCGUAUUAUCGACACACCCGGGAUAGGUGAUACGCAAGGAUCAAAUCAAGAUGAUAAAAAUAUGCAACAUGUUUUGUCAUACAUCAAUAAUCUGACACACUUGAAUGCUAUUUGUAUCCUCUUGAAACCCAACAAUUCACGACACACCGUAUUCUUUCGUUCGUGUUUUACACACCUGAUCGAUAUGUUGGGCGAAAAUAUUUGCGACAGAAUCAUAUUUUGUUUUACCAAUGCACGUUCUACAUUCUAUACACCAGGAGACACAGGACCACUUCUAAAAGCUUUACUUAAUUCAUUGCCGGCUAAACGCAUUCCUUUUUCCAAAGAAAAUACAUUCUGUUUCGAUAGUGAAUCAUUUAAAAUAAUAGGGUCAGACAUGNACAUCUGGUUGAGCAGCUUCAACUGCUCAAAACCCAUUAUGAAAAAGCGAAUAAGAAAUUAG
This is a messenger RNA of Rotaria socialis, 2262 nucleotides long. The record is from the annotation of a GenBank genome assembly. Lineage: Eukaryota; Metazoa; Rotifera; Eurotatoria; Philodinida; Philodinidae.